Messenger RNA from Hymenoscyphus albidus, 2075 nucleotides. The record is from the annotation of a GenBank genome assembly. NCBI's taxonomy places the organism in Eukaryota, Fungi, Ascomycota, Leotiomycetes, Helotiales, Helotiaceae.
AUGACGACCCGGGGACCGAGUUCAGACUUCGAAAACCCCAAAGGGGAAGAUACCCACACAGCACUGCCAAGUGGAAGAGAUGUCUUCGGCAACAGAAUUAUUUAUAGGCCAAAUCAAGGGGAUAAUGGAAACGUUGGUCCAUCACCCACUUCACGGGAACAAUUUGAACAAGAGCCUUUCCGUCCGUCAAAACCUCGUGAACUAAAUGUUCGCGAUGUAUUUGCAUUCACCGUCAACAAUAUGGUAGGAACGGGAAUCUAUACCACUCCUCCGGUUGUAUUAUACCUUACCAAUAGCAAAUAUGUAGCGUUGGCUCUUUGGAUUGUGGGGUUUCUAUAUACGGCGAUCAGGUAUUUCUCGAAGUUCGUAGUUGCAGUAAGAAGCUUAUUGGUAUUACUUUAGUAUGGUUAUUUAUCUUGAACUGUCCCGUAAAAUGCCCCAUACAGGGGGAGAACUUGUGUAUGUGAGUGGAUGAUUUUGCAUAUGGACAUCUACUUCAACUAAUUUAUGCAAUAGUUAGAUGAAACUUUGCCGAGGCCACGGCUUCUUUCAUAUACCAUCUAUUCUUUCUACGCUAUACUCAUUUACAACGAUGCGACAAAUUCCAUGCAGUUCGCGAAGCAGACGCUCACCUUUUUAUCAGAUAAUCCAGCGGACCCGUCUCUGAAUCCAUGGUUCUUGCGCUUCAUGGCCUUCGUGGUGCUAUCCUUCGUUUGUCUGUUACACUACUUCUCCAGCAGAGCCGGACAGGAUUUGAGCCAAAUACUUGCGUGUGCCAAGAUCACACUCCUUGUGGUUCUCAUUUUUGGCGGCAUACCAAGAGCAGUCAAUCACUUUACAAGUGAUUGGGCAUAUACGCCCUAAGGUUAGAACUCCGCUACAGCUUUUCUCUACAUUUUGUUUAGUUUUUCAGGAUUGGAUAACGCCACCGUUGUAAGUCUCAAGAGAAGAAAGUGUUCCUGAAACUGCUAACUUUUACCCAGGUUGGUGGAGAUUUUGCUGAGCACAAGAUAUUAAAGAAAGGUGCUAUCUCGGCAAUUUCUCUUGUAGGGUUACUUUAUUUUCUGGUCAAUUUAGUCUUUGUUAGUCUUCUUUCCCAAAACAUUGCAGCUGAUAUGCAUAUCACUAACUGCUUGCAGCUUCUCGCUGUACCUCAUAACGCCCUCCAUAACCCUCUGGACGACACAUACGCUACAUAUGCACCAUUGGUAGGGUCCAGAACCCUUCGGAACUUGGCAACAGACGUUGAUACGCCCAUAAUAGUUUUUCGGGAAUACUGAGAAGGCACAUCGCGCCUGGGCAUUCAUGAUUGCAAUAUCAGUAUUGGGUAGUCUGGUUGCCUUUACAUACACAAGUAGUCGACGUAAGUACAAAAUUCCUAUAUAAAUGAACUAUUUAUUGAAAUUUCACACGAAAAUAGUCAAACUAGCGAUCAGGAAAGCCAAUAUUCUUCCGUGGUCAAGGCUUUGGAGAUCGAGCUCACCAGUGAGAAUCAACAGCAACGGGAAAAAUACCUCAACUCCACAAGGGGGUCUGAUUAUACACUUUUUAUUCUCAGUUGCUUUCAUAUAUGGUACAGCUGGCUUCGCCAAUCUGAGCGAAGGAAUCAGCUUCCCCGGAAACAUUUAUGCGUACGCAUCUGGGUGGGUAGGAGGUAAUUCUUGACUACAAGUCCUACUACCAGAGUAUUGAAAUGAAUAAACUAACAUAAUUCAGUGUUUAUCGGCAUUGGGUUUCCCCUGACCUUUCUCAGCAAAAAGUCUCGCUUGCUAAAGCUCCUCCGUCUGGAAUAUCGAAAUAUACCAUCACCUUCUUGGGAACGAUUAACUCCGCCUAGAUCACGCUUGCUUAAACACAAUUUUUACUGGUUCUUUACGGGUGUCUUUUUCGUCGCAAAUAUUUUCAUUGUGGUUGUUUCAUCGAUUCCGUCAAAAGAAAAAGGACAGAUCAAAGGUUGGAUCAAUACUGCUAUUGUCGGUGGUGUAAUUACUUUUGCUUGCUUGUAUUAUCUCUGGCAAAAGCUCAUAGUUUGGACCUCGUCUUUCUGUCAUUGUCAAUCAAAGCAUCCACAGUUG